Molecule: messenger RNA, 387 nt
Organism: Auanema sp. JU1783
Lineage: Eukaryota; Metazoa; Nematoda; Chromadorea; Rhabditida; Rhabditidae
Source: the annotation of a GenBank genome assembly
AUGGUAGACGGAGCUGUAGGAGAAGAUUCAACAUGUAGCAAUCUGCGAACAUUCCUCACUAAGUUGGAGGAAAUGAGAAAGUCGGAUGAUAUGGUCAUAAUUGCUCUGAAUAAUGAAUUACCUACAAAAUCGUUCCCAGGUUGUGAAAAAAGUAAAGCUGUAUGUGAAGAUUUUCUGAAUAGGGCGAAGAUAUUGAAAGAUUCUAGACAGAAUCUUUUGGAUAAAUGUCGUUUGUUAAACGAAAAACUAGUAGAGGUGUCCACAGAUAUGGAGAAGAAAUCAGCAACAGUGCUGAUUCGACAAAUAAAAAGCCAACAAGAGAUUGAGGAGGUGGUAUGGAUGAGAACCAGGAAGGCUAUCACAGAGAGAUGCAGCCACUUCAUAUAA